Platichthys flesus (European flounder) is the source of this 5062-nucleotide messenger RNA. It is a transcript of the gene tcf3a, whose product is annotated as transcription factor 3a. Gene Ontology annotation, cellular component: transcription regulator complex. The record is from RefSeq and is a predicted model, not a curated record. Gene Ontology annotation, biological process: regulation of transcription by RNA polymerase II. NCBI's taxonomy places the organism in Eukaryota, Metazoa, Chordata, Actinopteri, Pleuronectiformes, Pleuronectidae. The transcript is spliced from 20 exons. Gene Ontology annotation, molecular function: DNA-binding transcription factor activity, RNA polymerase II-specific; protein dimerization activity; RNA polymerase II cis-regulatory region sequence-specific DNA binding. The coding region runs from base 470 to 2446 and encodes 658 amino acids.
ACAUCAACAACGUCGAAAACUGCUUCGCACGGUUUUAGCUGAAACUGGACACCGCUGAUGUUUCAGCGUCCUCCCGUGGGCUGCACUGCGGAGGGAUACCACACUGGAACCCGACAAUGUGGAGGCUGUUAAAAUGUCUUCUCGGGGAAUGAGACGCGAGCUUUUUCUCUAACGAUCCGAGGACCAGACUAACAUCAGAUUAAUGGUUCGUGUCGGAUGCGAGAUUUCAGUUUUGUGACGAAGACGGCAGCGAGGUGAGGCGGCGGAGGAGUGAUUCGUUUCGCCUUUCGUCAUCCAUAUCAAACCCGCGGCAGUGAGUCCGGACCACGGGGGGAAGGAAGGACCCUCUCCAUAACUUUGUGUUUUUUCCUCGCUCCACUCCAGUCGUUGAUUCCUCCCUGUUGGAUGCCACAUCACUGAAUCCAGUCACUUGCUGAGACUGAAAGGGCCAAGUGAACAGCAGCAGAGCAUGGCUGCAGUGGAAACCGACAAGGAGCUCAACGACUUGCUGGAUUUUAGCGCGAUGUUUGCGCCUCCAGCCUUAAACGGCAAGAACCGGCCGACUACUCUCGCCAGCAGUCAGUUUGGAGGUUCAGGUAUAGAUGAGAGGAGUGGGUCCAGUCACUGGGGACCAGGACAACCGAACAGUCAGUCUUUCAACCAAGGACGGGCUUAUGGAGAAGAAGGUCUUUACGGUGAACAGCAGGGGAUGGCCUCUGCCCCCAUAUUUGGACCUGGGAUUGUUGGGAAGGCUGAGCGAGGGCCAUACUCGUCAUUUGCAGCACAGCCUGGCUUUAUGCCCAAUGGAUUACCAAUGCCCAGUCCUGAUCCCCUCUCCCCGUCUGGCCUGAAGUCCAACUCCCAGUUUUAUUCCUCCUAUGAGGGGAGCAACACUCGCAGGAGACCCUCACAGGACCCCAUUGAAUCCCAGCCAAAAAAGAUCAGGAAGGUGCCCCCUGGCCUGCCCUCAUCAGUUUAUGCAUCAGCCUCAGGAGAGGAAUUUAACAGGGACAAUGCUGGUUACACAUCCUCCAAGGCAGGAAACCCCUACCCACCACCUUUCUACAUGCAAGAAGGCCUCCACCCACCCUCCGAUUCAUGGGGCCCGGCCGGGUCGAUGGUUCAGCCGGGAUUUUCCUCCAUGCUGGGCAACACCCCCCAUAUGAGCCAGCAUGGACCCUUCACAGCCAUUAACCCCCAAGACAGACUGAAACGGCAGCCACUGCCCCUCUCUCCACAAAACUACCCCCUGCAUGGCAGCGAGGUGAAUGGGGCUCAUCCCGCUGGCUUCCACUCCGGCUCCAGCAGCUUUGGUGUUUCCAACCACACACCCCCUAUUGUUGGAAGUGACUCUAUUAUGGCCAAUCGGGGACAGGCUCCUGGAAGCUCAGGUGAUGAGAUCGGAAAGGCCCUGGCAUCUAUCUAUCCUUCAGACCCGAACAGUAACGGCUUCCCUCCAUCCCCAUCUACUCCCUCUUGCUCACCUCAAGCUGUUUCAGGCUCUGCAUCUCAGUGGGCUCGCUCCUCUGGCCAGGCCACACCUUCACCUAACUUUGACAGUGGCAUUCAGACCAUGAGCAAAAUGGAGGACCGUCUGGAAGAAGUCAUCAAUGUUCUCCAGCGCCACACCAACGCCCAAGGAGUUCCAGGAUUGGCUGAAAUGCACACUCUGCUGACGUCUGGUUUAGGGCUUCCCCCUGGCUUCAACACUGCAGCACUUGGAUUGGCCAGUCGCCUUCCUGGACUGGUGUCCGGUCACCACGAGGACUCUGUUGGUCUGCCCUCUAGUGGAGGACUUCUGCAUGGUCACCACGGCGCCACAUCUGGUCCAGGCUCUCAGGCUGAAGGUUUUAAUGGCCUGACCAGCAGCCUAAAUCGUUCCAGCUCUUCAGAUAUUAAAAGAGAAGGCAAGGAGGACGAUGACAACUGCUCCCUUACUGACAAGUCAGAUGAUGAGAAAAAAGACAUGAAGAACCGACUUCAUACAAGCAGCUGCAGCAUUGUCGCUGUGACUGAUGAAAACCUCACUGCCGAGGAGAAGGAGCUGAGGGAGCGAGAGCGCCGCCACGCCAACAACACUAGGGAGAGGGUGCGUGUUCGCGACAUAAACGGAGCCUUCAGAGAGCUGGGCAGGAUGGUUCAGGUCCACAUGCAGAACGACAAGGCCCAGACAAAGCUCAUCAUCCUGCACCAGGCUGUCCAGGUCAUCAUGGGCCUUGAGAAGCAGGUGCGAGGUAGGUCGGUAAACACAGGACAGUCCCAUCCACCUGGACAACCAACCGCCUCUCAUCAUCACUGGAUGGAAGAACGCAAUUUGAAUCCAAAGGCUGCCUGCCUUAAGAGGAGAGAGGAGGAGAAAGUGUCAGGUGUGGACCCUCAGAUGCAGCUUGGUGGGGGUCACCCUGGAUUGGGUGGAGAUGGACACAACCCUGUUAGCCAUAUGUAAUUCUCAGUUCCUGUUGAUUAUACAGCCCUUAGAACACGUGGCCUUAAUCCAUCAUUGUCAUGCAUCUCGGUAUGUUAAGCAACUUUUGGAAAGUGUGUGACACACACACACACCUACACACACACAUACACGCACCACAAAUACUGACAACGCAGGUGGCCACAUCCCUGAUGAAGAAGCACACUCAUCCAUUUUACCACAAGGACUCUGGUUUGGAGACUGUGGAAAUUGGACAUGAUACAGGACUUUCUUGUGAUGUUUUGUAAAACAUUUUGAAAAAUGCAUUACAUGUUGGGAGCAAAACUUGUUUGGAUCAAAUAAAACUUUUGGAUCAACUGCUCAUGUGAGCAGAGUUAGGAUUUUCAUCGUUGGAUAAUUAUUGGCAUUCCCAUCUGAAAAGAAGGUCUUACAUUCUAUAGAAGCAAAGACGGAGAUCUGAGUUUAUGUUAUGUCUGAACAAAAACCUGUUUAAAGACACAGGCCAUAGUGUUUGUUGAAGAUUAUAAAAACACCAUUUCUAUCCUGUAAUGUAAUGACUGAAUAACUGAGGCAGGUUUGGAUAAACAGAGGGAGGAUCGAGUGGCCAAUCACAGAGCUGACUCUUCUUUUUGAUAUGCUGGUAAUCCUGGCUGUAUUUUUAUUUUUUGUUUGAUGCUUUGCUAAAAAGUUCCACAGUCAGCUACUUAAACAUGUGGUCGAAAUUUUUUCUUUUCAAUCUUGUAUCCCUGAUUCCUAUCUCUUUAUGUCCUGUACAUGUGUUAUUAUCACUGCCAUGUAAGUGGAAUGGAGAGAGAUCCCCCACUGGCACAAACACAAGCAAAGACUCUUUACAAAAUGAAUCCACACGCAUGUUUAAUUAGAUGUGGACAUCCCAACCUUCCCUCUGUGAGGCUGCUGUUGGACUCGAGCACACAAGCAUCCUCCUCAAAUCUUAAACCUUCAUCAAGCCAGUCACUCAGUCUCAGCCGUGUGCUCAUCAUAAAGCCUCUGACUCACGUCAGCCUGCCCACAACAAAUCAUGUAAAGACACUGUUACAACGUGUUGAACAUGCAUCAUGUAAGUCUCAGCAGUUUCAGAGUAUUGAAGGGGUCAUGAGUGUUACUGCAAACUUUGCCAUUGACUGACUUGUUCUGGUUGUUGCUCCUUGUUGAGCAUUUAGGGAUUUUUUUAUUUCUUUCCCUUUCGAACAAUUACAAAUCAUGUUGUAAGGAUCUUCCUAUUUUAGAACUGAUUCGACGUUUCCCUUCUCUUCUGUUUUAUUUUUUACUUUGUAAUAUAGAUGUAUGAGUUUUGUUUUUAUCAUUUGGAAUAUUCUUUCCUUUUUUUGUUUACAUUGAUUAAAUGUAAGAUGACUCUCAGUUUAGAUUCCAGGAACAAAGUGAGGUGUUUUAUUUUUUCGUGCCAGGUGCUUAGAAAUGUUAGAAAUGACAAAAUGAUCUGGCUGUACCAUCACAUGUUGUGAUAUUGCUCUUUUUUUUUUAAGAAAGAAAAUGCAUUUGAACACAAACCCGUCAAGCCAGUUGUAAGUGAAUUGUUCUGGUGUUUGCAACAGUUUUUCUUUGAAUGACACAACAAUUAUUUUCUUCUGUACACACCCCUGUCUUGUCCCUGACGUGCAACUCUGAGAUGAGCUUGUUGCCUGGUUUGAGAAAGGGGCAGAAGGGGUUGGUCAAUCUGCAACAUAAUUCAGUGUUUCAUUAUGAUAUGAAGCAUAAAAUGAAUCAAAAGGGUGGCCUUAGUCAUAUCCCUGACUUUGGGAGUUUUGAUAAUGGUUGCUCACCAGUGCCUGAAUACUUCUCUGCUACAUGGUGGAUAAUGUUGCAUUUAAGGAUUUAUAAGUUGUACCUUUUCUAUAAUACAGAUGUAUAAAAACAUAUAUACUUCAGUAACAUCUGACAGUGUCUCUGAACAUCUAAAUGAAGAAUUACACUCAUUGACGCUCAUUGCUUGAGUGUCCGUCAUUAGAUGUAAGAUGAGUAAUAACCUGGUCUUUGACCUGACACUGAAAAAACUUAAAACUUCUCAUGUAUUAUGUACUAGUUCUGUUAAAUAUAAUUUUGGUCUUGACUGGCAUGUGCAUUGAUAUGUAUGUACAGCUGUAUGAUGUGUCCUUAUCUGCUUAAUCAUUAUCGUAAGCCGAUACUGAUAUGUGACAGUAUUUGUUUUACCUCUACCUGUCAGUUCUUUACAAAUCUUGCCCCAUGGACUAGCCCCAAACAUUAUUUUCUUUGUAAGUUACCCUACCCAUUCUGCAGGAAAAAUGUGGUGUUGUUGUGAUAUGGAAAAUCGCUACUGAAGACCUGUGCAUUUAUUUCUUAACAAAACAGAUAUGUUUGUCUACAGUAUCCAAGUUUAAAGACAAACACCUGAUAUUCUUUGUUGACAAACCCUUUUCUGUCCUGCACAGCAGGUGACCUGCAACAUAUCUCUGUCUUCACUCAUGUUUGGGGACAACAUCUAUGUAGGCUAUGUCCUCAAAGUGCCUCCAGUUUCCUAUUUUUUAUAUAUAAAGUAGAUACCGAGGACUGUUGUGUCUAAUGUAGCAAUAAAUGUGCCAUUUUUCAUAACAAAGCGCAUUUUUUCCAGUGACUUUUUCAAUAAAUCAAAUAACACUU